Messenger RNA from Triplophysa rosa, 3113 nucleotides. It is a transcript of the gene vil1, whose product is annotated as villin 1. NCBI's taxonomy places the organism in Eukaryota, Metazoa, Chordata, Actinopteri, Cypriniformes, Nemacheilidae. The transcript is spliced from 20 exons. The record is from RefSeq and is a predicted model, not a curated record. Gene Ontology annotation, cellular component: lamellipodium; cytoplasm; actin cytoskeleton. Gene Ontology annotation, molecular function: phosphatidylinositol-4,5-bisphosphate binding; actin filament binding. Bases 119 to 2626 code for a protein of 835 amino acids. Gene Ontology annotation, biological process: barbed-end actin filament capping; regulation of lamellipodium morphogenesis; actin filament severing.
GCGAGUGAGGGAGUGCAGUCUCCACCAACAUCGCUGUGAUCCGAAGGCACUUUUACUUGGCUGCUUUCUUCUCCAUUUCACCGUUGGCAGGUAUUUCCCAAAGAUUUAAAUUGGCAUAAUGCCACAAGACCAAGUCAAGACCGACGUUCCAAAAGUCCUCAAUAAAACCACACCAGGACUACAGAUAUGGAGAGUGGAGAACAUGCAACUGGUACCCUGCCCACCAAAAACAUAUGGACAUUUUUAUGAGGGAGACAGCUACAUUAUACUCUACACUCACAAGACCAGCAAUCACUUCUCCUAUGAUAUCCAUUAUUGGUUGGGCAAGAGCGCCUCCCAAGAUGAGCAGGGAGCAGCAGCAAUAUACACCACCCAGAUAGAUGAACACCUGGGGGGCGUUGCCGUGCAGCACCGGGAGACCCAGGGCCAUGAGAGUGCAACUUUUCAAGGAUACUUCAAAGAGGGCAUCAUAUACAAAAAAGGUGGAGUUGCGUCUGGUAUGAAACAAGUGGAGACCAACACAUACAACAUUCGCAGGCUGCUGCACGUGAAGGGAAAAAAGCAUGUGGUUGCCGGAGAGGUGGAAAUGACUUGGAAGAGUUUUAAUAAAGGUGACGUGUUCUUGCUGGACCUGGGGAGUCUGAUCAUUCAGUGGAACGGACCCAAGAGCAAUCGUACGGAGAGGUUAAAGGCGAUGAAUCUAGCGAAAGACAUCCGUGACAGAGAGAGGGGUGGUCGAGCACAGGUGACUGUAGUGGAAGGAGAUGAUGAAAAAUCUUCAGAGGAAGCCAUGAAAUUGAUGAAACAGGCUCUGGGAGAGAAAACAGAGAUCAAAGAUGCCAUUCCGGAUGAGAUUGUAGAUGAGAAAUUGAAGACUGCCCUCAAACUCUUUCAUAUUUCAGAUGCUCAGGGAAACCUUGUAGUGCAGGAGGUGGCAGUAAAACCUCUUACACAAGACCUGCUGAAUUCUGAGGAUUGCUAUCUGCUGGAUCAAGGUGGAAUAAAGAUCUUCAUAUGGAAGGGCAAAAAGGCAUCGAAAACUGAAAGGGCAGAAGGUCUGAAAAAAGCAGAGGCCUACAUAAAAGCAAAAAAUUAUCCUCCAUCCACGUACGUGGAGACAGUAAGUGAAGGUGCAGAAUCAUCCGUGUUCAAGCAGCUCUUCCAGAAGUGGACGGACAAGGGACAGACAGUCGGACUGGGCACCACACACAGUACCGGGAAAAUAGCCAAGGUUGAGCAAAUCAAGUUUGACGCCACAUCUAUGCAUGCCAGACCGGAUCUGGCCGCGCAACAGAAAAUGGUGGACGAUGGAUCGGGUGAAGCUGAGGUAUGGAGAUUAGAAGACAAUGAGCUUGUUCCUGUUGAAAGAAAGUGGCUUGGACACUUCUACGGUGGGGAUUGUUACCUCAUUCUCUACAAAUAUGAAGUCAACAACAAACUGCACUACUUUUUGUACAUGUGGCAGGGUCGCCACGCAAGCACAGCAGAGCUGACAGCCUCUGCAUAUCAGGCUGUUAUUCUGGACCAGAAGUACAAUGGAUUACCGGUGCAAGUUCGUGUUCCCAUGGGAAAGGAGCCCAUGCACCUAAUGGCCAUUUUCAAGGGUAAAAUGGUUGUUUAUGAGGAAGGAAGUUCCAGGGAAGGCUCCGCCCAAUCAAAUCGCCCAGUAAGCCUGUUUCAUGUCCACGGCACAAAUGAGUUCAACACACGUGCCACUGAGGUGCCACCCCACUCAUCUUCACUAAACUCCAACGAUGUGUUUGUACUUAGCACAGAGAAAUCCUGCUACCUGUGGUACGGCAAGGGCUGCAGCGGGGAUGAGAGAGAGAUGGCUAAAACGCUUUCUGACAUCAUCUCCAAGAGGGAGAAGCAUGUUAUUGCAGAAGGCCAGGAACCUGCUGACUUCUGGGUAAAUCUUGGUGGAAAAUCCCAGUAUGCCAGCAGCAAAAGACUUCAGGAGGAGAACAGCAGUAUUACUCCAUGCUUAUUUGAGUGCUCCAAUCAGACGGGUCGCUUUAUAGCAACAGAGAUUACAAACUUUAACCAGGACGACCUGGACGAGGAUGAUGUCAUGUUGCUAGACAUCUGGGAUCAGGUUUACCUGUGGAUUGGCAAAGGUGCGAAUGAGAAGGAAAAGCAGGAUGCGGUUGUUACAGCGCAAGAAUAUCUUAAGAGCCAUCCUGCAGGACGUGACCUGGAAACCCCUAUCCUGGUGGUGAAGCAAGGGUUUGAACCUCCCACAUUUACAGGCUGGUUUUACGCCUGGGACCCACAGAAGUGGAGUGGUGGAAAAUCCUAUGACCAGCUCAAAUCAGAGCUUGGAGACGCAACCAAUCUAAUCAAAAUUACUGUGGAUUUGACACAGCCAGCCUCUAACCAAAACAAAAUGUCAAACUCCAAAGACUCUGUGGGCAUGAUCCCUCCUCCGAUCCAGCAAACCUUCCCUCCAGAAAAGCUGGUGAACUCUCAGGCAGAGGAGCUGCCCGAGGGAGUCGAUCCCACAAGAAAAGAGGAAUAUCUUUCCAAUGAGGAUUUUGCCCUGAUCAUGGGGAUUUCUCGGAUGGAUUUCUAUGCUAUGCCAGAAUGGAAGCAGCUGAACAUGAAGAAAGCCAAAGGCCUGUUUUAAAAGGGCUGUGCAAAACUACUGUUAGGAUCAUCUCCUUUUAAAUGUUUAGAUUGCAUGUUUACAUGAAUGACCUUAUUUAAAUGUAUUUUUCUGAAAGCAAGAAAACUGAUAGCAUAAAAAUAAAUGUCUAUAUUUACAUUUAAAAUCAGAUUACCUUAUUAAUAACCCUACAGUAUAAGUCAAACUUUGGGAAAAUUUGGGAAGAUCAGUUUAUUUAAACAGGGAUUUGUGGUAAACUGCCAGUUUUGACAAUUUAAUAUUUUUGUAAUAAUCUGAAGAGAUAUGCAUUUAAGCACUGACUAAAAGCUGCAUUCUCUCGUGGCUCAAGCAAGCGCUUCAAUAAAAUGUGACAUUUUUAAGUUUAUGCGAUGAUGUACAGUUAUACAAAAGAAACUUGGACAUUUGUCAAACUUUCAUUGCUAUUAAUAAUUUACCGUACCACCUGUCUAAUGGAAAAGUCAAUAAACAGGAACAGACUUCAUUGUGA